This is a messenger RNA of Indicator indicator, 696 nucleotides long. It is a transcript of the gene HOXA6, whose product is annotated as homeobox A6. Lineage: Eukaryota; Metazoa; Chordata; Aves; Piciformes; Indicatoridae. The record is from RefSeq and is a predicted model, not a curated record. Gene Ontology annotation, biological process: regulation of transcription by RNA polymerase II; anterior/posterior pattern specification. Gene Ontology annotation, cellular component: nucleus. The transcript is spliced from 2 exons. Gene Ontology annotation, molecular function: DNA-binding transcription factor activity, RNA polymerase II-specific; RNA polymerase II cis-regulatory region sequence-specific DNA binding. Bases 1 to 690 code for a protein of 229 amino acids.
AUGAGUUCCUAUUUCGUGAAUCCCACUUUCCCGGGGAGCCUGCCUGGGGGCCAGGACUCUUUCUUGGGGCAGAUCCCCCUUUACCCGUCGGGCUAUGAUGCUCUCAGGCAUUUUCCGUCUUCGUACGGGGCAAGCAGCCUGCAGGACAAGACUUACACCUCACCUUGUUUCUACCAACAGUCCAACACCGUCAUUGCUUGCAAUCGGGCUUCCUAUGAGUACGGAGCCUCUUGUUUUUAUUCGGACAAGGAAAUUAGUAGCGCCUCCGGCAGUGGCAAACAGAGGGGGCCCGGGGAAUACCUGCACUUUUCUUCCGAUCAACAGUACAAAUCCAGCGGCGUCCAAGCCAAAAUUGUAAAUGACGAAUGCACCGACCGGAAGUACACGAGCCCUGUUUACCCCUGGAUGCAGCGGAUGAACUCCUGCACUGGUACAGUAUAUGGAACUCAUGGGAGACGAGGGAGGCAAACUUACACCAGAUACCAAACGCUAGAGUUAGAGAAGGAAUUUCAUUUUAACAGAUACUUAACCCGAAGACGACGUAUUGAGAUUGCAAACGCUCUCUGCCUUACUGAACGCCAGAUUAAAAUAUGGUUUCAAAACAGGCGGAUGAAAUGGAAAAAGGAAAACAAAUUCAUAAAUUCCACACAGCCCAGCAGCGAAGAAACAGAGGAAAAGUCAGGGGAGUAGAACCAC